Molecule: messenger RNA, 756 nt
Organism: Aspergillus thermomutatus
Lineage: Eukaryota; Fungi; Ascomycota; Eurotiomycetes; Eurotiales; Aspergillaceae
Product: PLP-dependent cysteine synthase family protein
Exons: 1
Coding region: 1-756 (251 amino acids)
Biological process (GO): L-cysteine biosynthetic process
Cellular component (GO): cytoplasm
Source: RefSeq, a predicted model, not a curated record
AUGCCUCUGCCUCCACGCCCGGCCCAUAGCUCCCUGGAGUUGAUCGGGAACACCCCGGUAGUACAACUGCGCCAUGUCGUUCCCGAUGACUGCGCCCAAAACUUCCUGAAGCUAGAAUCUGUCAACCCCACCGGCUCAUACAAGGAUCGCAUGGCCAAGUCAAUGGUCGAGGAGGCUGAACACCGGGGAGAUCUGAAACCUGGGAUAACGGUCGUGGAAGCCACAGGGGGCAGCACGGGGUCCUCCCUCGCCUUCGUCUGUGCAGUCAAGGGCUACCAAUUCCACGUAGUGUCGUCGAAUGCAUUUGCUGUGGAGAAGCUGCGAACUAUGGAGGCUUUCGGCGCAAAUAUUGACCUGGUCCAGAGUCCCUCUGGUAAGAUCACGGCAGAUCUCAUACCCUCGAUGAUACGCCGCGCAGAAGACGUUGCGGAAGGCAAGAACUAUUAUUUCACCAAUCAAUUCAAAAACCGGGAUGCGUUGAUUGGAUUUGAAGCCAUUGGCCAGGAGCUGCGUCAGCAGUUUCCUGAGAGAAUCGAUGCCUUCUGUGGUGCGGUUGGCACUGCUGGAAUGGUAAUGGGGCCGCGCGAAUUCUCAAAGCGAAGUGGCCCAAUACGCACAUUGCUGUUCUCGAGCCGGCAUCUUCACCUACAAUCACCGAGGGUCGUCCUGGGACCCAUCAUGUCGGGUACCUCUGCUGUUCCGCCCAGAUUCACUCGCUGUGUGGUGGCACUUGUCUCGGUUCCUCUUCUGAAUUAA